Messenger RNA from Melanotaenia boesemani (Boeseman's rainbowfish), 2259 nucleotides. It is a transcript of the gene st3gal4, whose product is annotated as ST3 beta-galactoside alpha-2,3-sialyltransferase 4. The record is from RefSeq and is a predicted model, not a curated record. Gene Ontology annotation, biological process: glycolipid biosynthetic process. The transcript is spliced from 11 exons. Bases 372 to 1394 code for a protein of 340 amino acids. Gene Ontology annotation, molecular function: sialyltransferase activity. Lineage: Eukaryota; Metazoa; Chordata; Actinopteri; Atheriniformes; Melanotaeniidae.
GGAGAGAAAAAGAAAGAAAGAAAGCCUUCCAGUAAAACUGUUAUGUUCUUCUUGCCAAAUUCACGCCAGUGUUCGUCCGACUGUCUGACAGCCUGAGGUUGGCUUGUGUCCACACGACGUGGUUCGCCAGGGACGAGCUUUGAUGCCCUCAUCACAUCGCUGCUUCUACACGUGCGCGCGCGCUACGGGCAUAUUUCUGAUUUUCCCACGCAGGAAAUGUGCACUAAAGCAACGUGAACUUGGUUGCAACAUCACUGUACGGUACUGCAGGGUCCCUCCAUGGAUUAGACCUCAUCUGUCCGGCAGCGCUGCUGUUCGCAGGAUGAGCUAAUGCAUUGUGCAGACAUGAGAGGACAAAGGAUGAUGUGAAGAUGUCCCAGAAGACCACUAAAACAUGGUGCCUUAGGCUUCUCCCAGUUCUCCUCUUCUUCAUUUCUUUUGCCACAUACUACUUUUCCUAUGCCAUACUGCGGAGCUACGGCAACACCAGCAAGCCUCUGAACAGUAGCAAGUUGGUGUGUGGAGGCUGGCUAACCCAGAAGAAGUGGGAGAGCCUUAACUUUAACAUCAGCAGACAGACACAGCUUUUUCUGAAAAUGGGAGAUUUCCUUUGGCGGGAGCAUAUGCCAAAGCUGGCUUUACCUUACGGCAUUAAGGACAGUGAGCCGUUGCUACUUAAAGUUCUUGCAGAAACAGUAGAUUAUCAGCUGCCAGCUGACAUUGAAAACCUUGAAUGCAGAACCUGUGUGGUCAUAGGCAAUGGCUUUGUAAUUAAAAACAGCUCCUUGGGAAGCAUCAUCAACAAAUACGACAUGGUCAUUCGGUUGAAUGAUGCCCCGGUGAGAGGCUAUGAGAAGGAUGUAGGGGACAAGACCACCAUGAGGUUCUUCUACCCAGAGUCAGCCUCGUACAACCCUGGAUUGCACAACGAGCCAGGCACUCUUAUGGUCCUGGUGCCUUUUAAACAGCAAGAUCUCCGCUGGCUCAAAGAGAUCCUCUAUAAUGAGAAGAGGGUCAGAAAAGGCUUUUGGAAGCUUCCUCCCCAGAUCUGGUUGGGUGACGUCAGUAAAAUCAGAGUCCUGGACCCACACUUCUUGCACCAGACUGCAGACAAACUGCUCCAGAUUCCUCUGCACCCAAAGGGAAAACAGAAUCCAGUGCAUCCUACCACAGGUAUCCUUGCUGUCUUUGUUGCUCUCAACUACUGUGACGUGGUUCACGUUGCUGGAUUUGGGUACCCUAAUUCAAAGAACCAGCGGCAGCCUAUCCACUAUUAUGGGUAUGACACCAUGAAAUCUAUGAAGAAUUCUUAUCAUGACCUCAAUCACGAAGCUGAAGCCUUAAAGAGACUGGAGGAUUCAGGAGCCAUUUUAUACCUGCACCCGCACUUAUGAUACGAACACUUUUCACGUUCUCCAAGCAAAAAAAAAAGAAAAAAAAAGAAGGAAAAUAAUGAGAAUAGUUGAUUACCAAACAUUUGUAUUUGGUUUAGGUCUUUUAACCUAAAACAGAUAUUAAAGUGCCUUCCACAUUGGGAUACAGGACUUUUAGCUUGUGCAUUAAAUCUGACUGUUGCAGAUGCAGCGUAAAGCUGGAUCAUGGGAGAGGGGAUGUAACUGCUCUCUAAAGGUUUCAUCCUGGUACUGUAGCAGGUUUUCAGUUACAACUUUGAAACUUAAUACACAGGACUUUGACGGGAGGUACUGAUCUAGGUCUCUCUUUGUGAGAACCUGCUCUGAAUCUGCUUAAAGUUAUGAACAAUUCCAGGCUUUGAUGUUGUUUUGUGGACUUUGUAAUAGAAUGAACUUGUUGCAGCAUUGUAGGAACCUACCUACUGUUGCAGACUUGUAGCUCAGAAAGGGGCUCACUUGUCCGUUGAUUUCAUGUAUAUCUGUAAGCAGUAAAGUUAAUAAGCCUGAAUUAUUUGUUAUCCACACAUCAAUUUUCAAGUCAAAUGUUUUUUUCUUUUUCUUCUGGACAGAUUUUUUUUUCUUCAAGGACAGAUUGAAUGCAGCUUGUUAGGGUUCAUGGGGAUUUACAUUCAGUACAUCAAUACAUUGUAAUUAAAGUGAAUUUCUCACAAAUUGACAAAGGUAGAUUCACUCGCUGUACCUUGUUCACUUGCAAAGUUUUGAUUUCAUUAACUGAGACAUUUAAUUUAUUUAAUUGUUGUUUUAUUCAGACACAAUUAUUACCACUGGAUAUUUUUGUAAGUACAGAAUGAAAUACAUUUUUAAUUAAAAAGUGAUUCAAAUAAGA